UCCUGGGGGUGCCAUAAGCCCGGCACCCCCUCUCUAACUUCCAGCCACCCCACUUCAUCUUCUAGAACGGCCUGAAGGAAGGAUAUUGGAGGGAAGUGAGCGGGAAGAGCGGCCGUGCGCCAGUGGCAAGAGCGAGAAAAAGUUUUUGCAAAAGGAAAAAAAAAAGUUUGCGCUUCUCGCGGGUGGUCCCGGCUCGCAGCCCGGCGGGCUGGGCCGGCGGGAGGGCUGGGGGCCAGGUUGGGGGGGUGGGGUGGCACUGAAGCUGCGCUGCAGUGGCCCUGUCGCCCCCCUCCCCGCCGCACACCCCCCAGCCCAGUUUCCAACCCUGGACCACGCAUCCCGAGCCCUGCGCCCCGACGGAGUCUGUCUGUCUUGGGUCUCUUUGUACUCUCCCACAUAUUAGAAAUAUCUCCCUUUCUUGAGGUUGGCAUGAAGAGGCUGUUGGGACGGCCAGCUGGAGGUCUGCGUGGUAGACGGAACUCCAGUGCCCCUCGUUCUUCCCCGAGACACCAUGUUCAACUCCAUGACUCCACCCCAAGUCAAUAGCUAUGGUGAGCCAUGCUGUCUCCGACCCCUCCCCAGCCAAGGGGUCCCCAGCAUGGGGACAGAAGGAUUUUCUGGUUUGCCCUUUUGCCACCAAGCCAACUUUAUGUCAGGGCCCCAGGGUUAUGGGUCUGCCAGAGAGACCAGCGGCUGUACUGAGGGGCCACUCUUUCCUCCUUCCCGGAGUUCAGUCAAACUGACAAAGAAGCGGGCACUCUCCCUCUCACCUCUGUCUGACGCCAGCCUGGAUCUACAAACAGUUAUCCGUACCUCGCCCAGCUCCCUUGUGGCAUUCAUCAACUCACGCUGCACAUCUCCUGGAGGUUCCUAUGGCCACCUCUCCAUUGGCACCAUGAGCCCAUCUCUAGGAUUCCCACCCCAGAUGAGCCACCAAAAAGGGACUUCGCCUUCCUACGGUGUCCAGCCCUGUGUUCCACAUGAUUCCACUCGGGGUGCGAUGAUGCUGCGUCCUCAGUCCCGAGGACCACGUCCGACCUGCCAGGGCAGAAGGACCGGCAAGCUUUUCCUUCUGACUACUCCAUCCUCAUUACCCUCACCUCUUCCCCCGGGGAAGCUGAAGUCAGAGCUGGACAUGCUGGUGGGCAAGUGCCCAGAGGAGCCUCUGGAAGGUGACAUGUCCAGCCCCAACUCCACGGGCACACAGGAUCCCCUGCUGGGGAUGCUGGAUGGGCGGGAGGACCUGGAGGAGAAACCUGAGCCUGAGUCCGUGUAUGAGACUGAUUGCCGCUGGGAUGGCUGCAGCCAGGAGUUUGAUUCCCAGGAGCAGCUGGUGCAUCAUAUCAACAGCGAACACAUCCAUGGGGAGCGGAAGGAGUUCGUGUGCCACUGGGGGGGCUGCUCCAGGGAGCUGAGGCCUUUCAAAGCGCAAUACAUGCUGGUGGUGCACAUGCGCAGACACACGGGCGAGAAGCCGCACAAAUGCACGUUUGAAGGGUGUCGGAAGUCGUACUCACGUCUUGAAAACCUGAAGACUCAUCUUCGGUCGCACACGGGUGAGAAGCCUUACAUGUGUGAGCAUGAAGGCUGCAGCAAGGCCUUCAGCAACGCCAGCGACCGCGCCAAGCACCAGAAUCGGACGCACUCCAAUGAGAAGCCAUAUGUGUGCAAGCUCCCUGGCUGCACCAAGCGCUACACAGAUCCCAGCUCACUCCGCAAACACGUCAAGACAGUGCAUGGUCCUGAUGCCCACGUGACCAAGCGGCAUCGAGGGGACGGCCCGUUGCCACGGGCACCGUCCCUUUCCACAGUGGAACCCAAGCGGGAAAGGGAAGGAGGACCCAUAAGGGAAGAGAGCAGACUGACCGUGCCCGAGGGUGCCAUGAAACCGCAGCAGAGCCCUGGAGCACAGUCCUCCUGCAGCAGUGACCACUCCCCAGCAGGCAGUGCAGCCAAUACUGACAGCGGUGUGGAAAUGACCGGCACUGCGGGGGGCAGCACUGAGGACCUGUCCAGCCUGGAUGAAGGGCCUUCUGUUGCCGGCACUGGACUGUCCACUCUUCACCGCCUGGAGAACCUCAGGCUGGAUCAGCUGCAUCAGCUCCGGCCAAUAGGAUCCCGGGGUCUCAAACUGCCCAGCUUAACCCAUGCUGGCACACCCACGUGUCGCCGGCUGGGCCCCCCAGGCUCCCUUGACCACCGCAGCAGCAGCUCCAGCAGCAUCAGCUCUGCCUACACAGUCAGCCGCCGCUCCUCCCUGGCCUCCCCUUUUCCACCGGGAUCCCCACCGGAGAAUGGCGUGUCGUCCCUUCCUGGCCUCACACCUGCCCAGCACUACAUGCUCCGUGCAAGAUACGCUUCAGCCAGAGGGAGUGGCACCCCACCUACUGCAGCACACAGCCUGGAUCGGAUGGGAGGUCUUUCUGGACCUCCUUGGAGAAGCCGCGCUGAGUACCCAGGAUACAACCCCAAUGCAGGGGUCACCCGGAGAGCCAGUGACCCAGCCCGGGCUGCUGACCAUCCUGCUCCAGCCAGAGUCCAGCGGUUCAAGAGCUUGGGAUGUGUCCACACGCCCCCUAGUGUAACAACUGGGCGUAACUUUGAUCCCCACCUCCCUACCUCUGUGUAUUCACCACAGCCCCCCAGCAUCACUGAAAAUGUUGCUAUGGAUACCAGAGGGCUACAGGAGGAGCCAGAAGUUGGAACUUCCAUGAUGGGCAAUGGUCUAAAUCCAUACAUGGACUUUUCAUCUACAGAUACUCUGGGAUAUGGGGGACCUGAGGGAACGGCGGCUGAGCCCUACGGAGCUAGGGGCCCAGGUCCACUGACCAACUAUGGCCCUAGCCACUGUCAUCAGCAGGCCUCCUAUCCUGACCCCACCCCAGAAUCAUGGACUGAGUUCCCUUCCCAUUCUGGAAUGUGCCCUGGCACUAAGGCUCCAAAUGAAGCCUAUAGCCAGUGUCCUCCUCGACUUGAACAUUAUGGACAAGUGCAGGUAAAACCAGAACAAGGGUGCCCGGUGGGGUCUGACUCCCCUGGACUGGUACCCUGCCUCAACGCCCACCCCAGUGGGGGGUCCCCAGGUUCACAACCUCCAUUUUCCCAUUAUCCCCAACCCCCUCCUCCCCAGUAUCCCCAGUCGGGUCCCUAUCCUCGGUCUCCCCCUGAUUAUCUUCCAUCAGAACACAGGCCUGGCCUCGAUCUUGGCUCCCUCUCUCACCCCACGGGACAGCUCAAAGCUCAGCUUGUGUGUAGUUAUGUUCAGUCGCAGCAGGAACUGUUGUGGGAGGACAAGGGCCGGGGAGGGCUCCCCACCCAGGAACUUCCAUAUCAGAGCUCCAAGUUUCUGGGGGGUUCCCAAGCUAAUCAGAGCCCUGCCAAAGGGCCAGCAGCUAUGUACGGAUCAGGCUUUGCACCUACCCUGGCCAAUCACAAGCCAGGCUCCUUUCCUACCCCCUCACCAUGCAAUGAGACUUUUGGAGUUGGGGUAAACAGGCCUUCCCAUAGGCCAGCAGCAGCACCACCACCCCGGCUUCUGCCCCCACUGCCCUCUUGCUAUGGAUCCCUCAAGGUGGGGGGCACCAACCCCAGCUGUGGCCAUCCUGAAGUGGGCAGGUUGGGAGCAGGUCCUGCCUUGUACCCUCCCCCAGAAGGACAGGUGUCCAACCCUCUGGACUCUCUUGACUUGGACAGCACUCAGCUGGACUUCGUGGCUAUUCUGGAUGAGGCCCAGGGGCUGAGUCCUCCUUCCCAUGAGCAAGGGGACAGCUCUAAAAAUACCCCAUCUCCCUCUGGGCCCCCCAACAUGGCAGUGGGUAACAUGAGUGUGUUACUGGGGUCUCUGCCUGGAGAGACACAAUUCCUCAACUCCAGUGCCUAGAAGGAUAAGGCAUCCCAAGCACAUCGGUGUUUCCUAGAUGGCUACAUGAGGUGCCCAGGGAUGGCAGGACUGGGCUGGGGGCUGUAUUUAGUCUCUGUGUGUUCCAGGAAAACACUUUAAUAACGACAG
Alexandromys fortis (reed vole) is the source of this 4009-nucleotide messenger RNA. RefSeq names its product GLI family zinc finger 1 (gene Gli1). Bases 512 to 3880 code for a protein of 1122 amino acids. The record is from RefSeq and is a predicted model, not a curated record. The transcript is spliced from 13 exons. Gene Ontology annotation, cellular component: nucleus. NCBI's taxonomy places the organism in Eukaryota, Metazoa, Chordata, Mammalia, Rodentia, Cricetidae. Gene Ontology annotation, molecular function: RNA polymerase II cis-regulatory region sequence-specific DNA binding; DNA-binding transcription factor activity, RNA polymerase II-specific. Gene Ontology annotation, biological process: smoothened signaling pathway; regulation of transcription by RNA polymerase II.